AUGUCAUUUCCACACGACCAGGCCAUGGCUCCUCUGGGGGAUUUCCCGCAUCGGACGCCCAAGCCGUUGUCCUUCGAACUGGUGCAGCAUACUGGUUAUUUCUUUGAGGAAGGCCUCUACACACUAGCAUUGGAUCUCUUGUUCAAUACCCUCGCCUCGGGGACUUACGCUUCAAAUAAAGUCCUGACGCCACUGUCACAGCAUCUUGCCCUUGCAGUAACAGUUCUCGUUCACCCUUCAACAACCACCCGCGCCCAGUCCACCGAAGAGAAAAGUGCGCCGGAUGUUGCGCUGCGACUUCUGCGGCUCUUCUCCGCCCAGGUCAACCCGAUAGAAGCCAGACUCAACACUGCCUUCAGUUUUUCGCGUUCCAAAAUCUCGCGAUCGGGACGGCGAUACCAGGAGGAGCACGACCCGACUGGCGAUGACGAGACGAAGCCGUUGAACCUGGCAUUGGGACAGGCAGAGUCCUUGUGGUCUCGCGCGGACGACUUCUGGCAUGCUGUCGGCUGGGCAUUUAAUUGUUCUGUGCUUUACCUAAAGCGGUGGGACCGCUGGCAGAUCUGGUUGCAGUUCAUGUGCGAAAUCCUCGAGGACGACUGGUUACAGCGAGAGAAAGAAUACAACGCAAAGCAAGAACAAAGCAGGGAAAGCUCAAAGUAUGCUGCAUCGGAGGCAAACACUGAAACGACAAGUCGGGGAACACGGUAUCAGGGAGACGAUCUGAACAUCCUGCGGCAAAGUUUGAUCUUCCAGUAUAUCUCUGCUGGCGCGAGGAUUAUAAAUACUCGCCGGAUCAUCAAAUCUAUCUUUGCAGACGGCAAUACUGCCUCGAUCAAUCAGUUUAGAGAGGUCUUCGAGAAAGAACUCGCCUUUCCCAAUCAUCAGAAAGACUCUGCAAAGGCAAAGAAACGAGAUCGUGAGGUUAAUAUUGAUAAAGACCAAUAUGGUGACUACUUCACCGAUGAUUCGGAAGUUGACUCCGUCUCUGGUCCGAGCAAGUCUCAAUCCCGUUCCUCUACACCUCUGGAAGACGUGCCAAAUGUGAGACGCUCGAAACGCACCAGACGAGGCACCCGGAACGCGUCAGAUUCAACCGCUGCAGAACCAGCUCGAGAAGCUUCAGAUGCAUCUCAAGGCCAACUCACACAUCAUGGUGGCGGUGUAUCUCAACUGGGUGGCCUUGAAUCUCUUGCACUGCGCAAGAAGCUCCUCGGCAUCUUAUCCAGAGUAUCUGAUUACAUGCCUAAGGACUUCAUCCAACUCGAUGAUCUCUACCAAUCUUUCGUUGAGCAUAUCCGCCACCAGCCCCUACCGAUUUUCCAAGCCUUUGUCAACCCACUUGUCCUUCCAGAGCUCGACGAUGAAGCACAGACAACCCUUUGCGAAUUUCUGCUAUUCAACAUGAUCGAAGCGGCUGCACGCGAGUCACAGGAAGACCGACUCACAGCUGCAAAGCUGGAGCAUUGCUUCCUUCCCUAUGCUGCAGCUACACCUAGUGUUGCCGACAAUGCCAAGUUCUCUAUACUCCUCGAAUCGUUGGUCACACUGCUGGCCGGCCGAGGUUGGAUCAAGCAAACCCCAUCCUUGAGAGCGGCAGUCGAUAAAGGGAUAAAACACCGAGAGGAGCGGGCAAAAGAAGAGUCACACCGGGGUCAUGCUAGCCGGAACAAAGAGGUAUCCGAGUGGUACUGGCUAAAGGAGAGUGGAGAGAGACUGAUGUUCCUUGUCGAUCUUCUUCCGGUC
Molecule: messenger RNA, 1746 nt
Organism: Penicillium daleae
Lineage: Eukaryota; Fungi; Ascomycota; Eurotiomycetes; Eurotiales; Aspergillaceae
Exons: 2
Source: RefSeq, a predicted model, not a curated record